Molecule: messenger RNA, 1983 nt
Organism: Megalobrama amblycephala (Wuchang bream)
Lineage: Eukaryota; Metazoa; Chordata; Actinopteri; Cypriniformes; Xenocyprididae
Exons: 3
Coding region: 160-1758 (532 amino acids)
Molecular function (GO): GTP binding
Source: RefSeq, a predicted model, not a curated record
CAUUUUUGCCUCGAACCUUUCUGAAAAAAUUGUACACCUGUAGGCCCAUAACAUUGUCGUUGGCUCUCGGACUUAAAAUAUCUCUGCUUUUCUGGAUUGUUCUCUAUCCUGACCUGGGACCAUUUUCUCUGAGGAGACUGGAGAGUGAAUGUCUUCACUAUGGAUUCCAGUCUUCCACUAAACAGAUCAACUCUGAUUCAUCAUGGUCCUCCAAAACGAUAUCGUCUACAUACAGAGAGAAAAGUUCUUGAUGAUCAUGGAAAAGUCAGAAAAUGGACUUAUGGGAUAAAAGACACCAGUAAACGAAAGAAAAUUGUGCUGUUGGUGGGAGAGACCGGCGCUGGCAAGACGACUCUCAUCAACACCAUGGUCAACUACUUACUGGGAGUGAAGUUUGAAGAUGAACUAUGGUAUGAAAUCACAGAAGAAGCAGCCAGAGACCAAUCAGAAUCACAAACAUCUGAAAUCACCAUGUAUGAGGUCUGUCCUGUAGAGAAUCCUGUAUCUCUCACCAUCAUCGAUACUCCAGGAUACGGAGACACUAGAGGAUUGGAAAAAGAUCUGGAAGUUGCUUCAAACUUAUCCACUCUGUUUCAGAACAAUGAUGGAGUUCGUGAGAUUGAUGCUGUGUGUUUUGUGAUUCAAGCGUCUAAGAAUCGUCUCUCAGACAGACAGCAUUACAUUAUCAGUUCAGUUCUGUCUUUGUUUGGAAAAGACAUUGUGAGCAACAUUGUGUUUUUAAUCACACACUCUGAUGGUCUGCCACCCAAAAACGUCCUCGGCGCCAUUAAUAAAGCCAGAAUCCCCUGCAGACGAGACAACAGCGGCCAACCUGUUUAUUUCUUAUUCAACAACCGGCAGGAUGAAGCCCACCACAGUGAGACACGUUACGUUCGUGCACAAAGAGCUGCUUGGGAAGACAGCAUGGAAGAGACCAAGCAUUUCCUUCAGCAUCUGGAUGAAAAGAACAGAAAAAGUUUAGAGUUGACUUCAGAUGUCCUGAUCGAGCGCAUUAUAUUAGAAGCGUCCAUGUGCAACUUACAGCUGCGAACUGAAGAGAAAGAGCUGAAAAAGGCUGAAAAACUUCAGAUUCAGAAGGCAAUAAUGGAAAACAAGGAAAAGAUUGAGGAACGUAAAAACUUCACCAUUAAAUUCAGAAAGACUAUCAAAGAGAAGGUGCCAAUUGAAAGCACAUCAUGGAAGAGCAGGAAGGCGACGAUCUGCACCGUCUGUGAGGAAAACUGCCAUGAGAUUGACUGCUGGUGGGUUUCUGAUCCCAGCAAAUGUGAAGUCAUGAAAAACGGAUACUGCACCGUGUGUACAGGGAAGUGUCACCACAGCAAACACGUUAAAGAUGGCACAAAAUAUGUCAUCAAAAAGUCAAGCAUGAUGAUAGAAUUUGAUGAUUUUAGAAAGGAAUAUGAAAAAGCUCAAGAACAGUUAAAGAGGUUUUUGUCUAUAAUGGAUCAUCUUGACAAAGAUCUGAAGGAGCUUGAGGACCAAAAAUUCAUUCUUCUGUUCAAUGCCUACAAGACCAUCAAGCAUCUGUCUCAGAUCGCAUUAAAGCCAGACUCAGCCUUCACUCUUCAGCAUCUGGACUUCUUCAUCCCCAAAUUGAGGGAGGCUGGGAAGAAAGACUGGGUCCAGGAGCUGGAGGAAUUAAGGAGAAACGCAGAAGCUGAAGAAGCAAAUAAAGACGCUCUGAGUUACCUUCAAGCAGGUCUGUCAAACUGGAACAUUUCUUUGGUGGGCAAGUGAAGACAAGAGAUGAAAUGAUGGAAAUAAAGAAGACUGCUUACAAUGAGAAAUCAAUGCAGUCGACUUUCGGUAGAUCUGAAAGUAGUAAAAAAAAAAUGUUUAAUUAGAGCAGAUAUUUUCAUCUGUUUUUAGUGUUAAAAGGCAACGCAUUCCAAUCCAAUCAGUUUAUUCAUGAACUGUAAAAAUAAAUGAAUAUCUUUCAUUUUGGAGUAACGGAUGGAAGUU